AUGGUGAACCCUCAAAGUUACAAACUGUAUAUUUAUCAUAAGGACAAACCAUUCGUGGUGUUCAAUCACAAUGAUGCCACAAAUGUGCACAUUUAUUUGGACACUAAAAAGGAUUUGUUUGAGAAGUUGAACAUGGAUUUGUCCAAGGAGUUUCCUCAAUUGCCAAACAUCUUGCAUGUUCGGCCCGAAACAGGAAUAAUCGUCUCUACAUUCAAAAAUGAAUAUUCUCGUGAUUGGGCUGCUAACGAAUUAAAAAGCUUAGAAUCUCCUUUUCGAGAUUGCUUGAUACAAUUGUAUAAGCCAAAAUUCAAAGUUGUUGCUUUGGUACCAAACGUUAUCAAUCCUGAAUUUUCUAAAAGUAUAAUCGCAGGCAUAAUUAAGGAUCAUAAUAGUUUGAAUCUCAAUGCACAAAACAACUGGGCUUAUGCACGAAAAGGACAGUCUCAUACUCAUCAGAAAUAUCACAUUACUGUUGAUACACGAAGUCUUUAUCAGCUUAAGAAGCGAAACUUCAAGAUGUCUUUAGGCUCAGAAGAAAUUCAGUUGGAAGUAAUUGAUGCUGUAUUUGGUGGCAAAACGUAUGGCCAAUCUGAAGGAUUUCAAGCUGUGUUCUCAAGCUUGGACUAUCCACUCGUGAUGCUUGGCAAAGAUGAUGCACAAAAAUUGAGUUAUGAGUUGCAUGACAAAAAGCAAAGGAUUCAUAACGCUCGCUUGCCCGUUAUUGAGUCUGUUCUGUCUAAAAAUGGAAUUAUUCUUGUAGAAUGCAUUAAUCAAUUUUCAUUGGAAUGGGUAAUUGAAAAUAUUUCAGGAUUAGAACUUAAACAGAAUCCUAUCAGGCAGUAUAAGUUUUCUGCAUUUAUUCCAACAAAAAGCAUGGAAAAUUUCAAUGUUGCUUUUGUCAAAGCAAGGAUUGAAGCAGAAAAUGCUGGAUUCAACGCUUAUGCUUGGGAAAUAACACUAAAGAACCAGUUUCAGCAAUAUUUUGAAGUUGACAUCAUUUGUGACGAUGAGAGUGUCUUCAAUAUUUCUAAGCAAGGGUUCAGAGUUGCAUUUGAAUUUGAAGUUAUUAAAUUGGAUUACGUCGGUGUUGUUGGAGACAAUCAUGAUUAUUAA
Molecule: messenger RNA, 1113 nt
Organism: Chironomus riparius
Lineage: Eukaryota; Metazoa; Arthropoda; Insecta; Diptera; Chironomidae
Source: the annotation of a GenBank genome assembly